Anopheles gambiae (African malaria mosquito) is the source of this 5603-nucleotide messenger RNA. RefSeq names its product serine-rich adhesin for platelets (gene fl(2)d). The record is from RefSeq and is a predicted model, not a curated record. NCBI's taxonomy places the organism in Eukaryota, Metazoa, Arthropoda, Insecta, Diptera, Culicidae. The transcript is spliced from 5 exons. Gene Ontology annotation, cellular component: nucleus. Gene Ontology annotation, biological process: regulation of alternative mRNA splicing, via spliceosome. The coding region runs from base 2187 to 5012 and encodes 941 amino acids.
UGUGCCCGCGUGCGUGUGUGUUUGUGUGUGCGCGAGCGUGUGAGAGAAUUAUGGCUUCGGGCUGGUGGUGAGCAUUUUUGGUGCAAGUUUUCACCCCGAAAACCGAUCGAAAACGGUCCGAAAACAUUGACAACGUGCAGUGCAAGGUAAAUGCGUCCGCAAGUGCAUGUUUUCGACGCGGGAGGGUUGCGGUACGGGCGGUAAAAAGUGGUCGAAAAGUGUUGGCCUGGCCCCUGGUGUGUGUGGUUUGCUGCUGCUGUGUGGCGCUGAAACGCCGCUCUCUGCCUGCGUCGAAAUUGGGAACACCGUGAUUCGCUGGUGUUGGUAGUUUCGGUGCCACAUACGCCCUUCGCGCUGGUGACCGAAACGGUGGAAUGUGGUUCCUUUUUCCCCAAAUCGCCCAUUUCCGGCCACUGCUCUGCCGGACAGGGGCGAAAAUUUGGCACGAAAAGUUGCAUUUGCGAGCCGCCUACCCCGAUGCGACGACGUGUGCCCUGUGUGCUUGUGUGCGUGCGUGCGUGCGCGCGCGCCCGCGUACGUGUUUGUGUAUGUGUGUGAGAGAGAGUGUGUGGCAGCGUAGAGUUUGAAUGUGAAACGAUAUGCUUGUGUGAAUGUGUGCGUGUGUGUAUGCGCACGCAAGAGGAUCAAGUGUGUCCCAUGCUAAAUAUGCUGCUUCCCUUCCCUUUUUUCCCGAUCUGCUGAGAAUGAUGAACUGCCAGAAUUUGUACGGAAAUGGAACCGCCGCCUUUUUUGGAAGGGCAUAUAAGCAUCGUGUGCGGUGGGAGUGUUGUUGCGAGGACCGGAGGAAGGCGAAGCAUAUAGUCUCACAUUGAAGGCGUUGUUACGUGUGCCGCCGCGUUCGGACGGGUCCGCAGAUCUGGUGGAUGCCCCCAACAUGAAAUGGAAGACUGAAAUUGCAGCAUUGUAGGGCCGAAAUGGGGUGGGGUUGACGGGAAAGCAGAAGGAAAAUCCUUAUCCACAGAGGACGCAGAGGCGGUCAUCGCGCAAUGAUCGCGCAGAGGUGGGCAGCAGUUUGUGGACGUGAAACGGUGUAGUAGGCUGGGGGAAAGAGUGGGGAGAUAAGGGUAGAUGGAAAGUGCUCCCGAGAAGUAGGGCAGAGAGCGUGUGUGUGCGCCGUAGAAUGUGUUUGAAUGAGGGGGGAGAAGAGGGGGGGGGUGUGUAGCGGAAACGGCGGGAAACUGGCAAACAGCAAAAGCGAAUGAAAAUACGGCGGUGCUCGGCGCUGGGGAGAAAGAGAGACAGUGCGAAUUACGGCGAGCAUAUAUAUCCUCUCCCCGCGCGCUAGAACGAAGCUGUGUGUGUGUGUGUGUGAAUGUGAUCCAAGCACAAGGAGCAACAUAAUGUAAUGAGAAGAGAAAGAAGAAAAAACACACACCUCCAUCCCAGCAAGCGAGUCGUAGUGCCGAAGCGGUCUCCUCCGCAUACUCAUGCACACAGCCACACGCACACACCUGUGCGCAUGGGAAAGGGGGCUGGGGCGGUUGUGGGGACUGUGUGGGCAUGAAUGGUGGAAGCAAACGGCAAGGGAGAAAGGCAGCACAAAAAUAAUAAGAGAAUCAAGAUAUUAACACAUGAAGAAGCAGCGAAAAAAAAGAAAAACGCUUGAAGCAAUGCAAAAAGUCGCCACUGUGGACCACGAUGGCAUGCGGGAGGGUUAUUUUCUGAAAACAUUCAAUCGGUUUACAAGUGCAAGAAGAACGGUGUCUGUGUCGUGUCGAACAGUUUAUUGGUCUGUAGUGCUGAAGCGGUUGUUUGGUGGAGCGAGAAGUAGCGCGAGAGGGCAGUGUUUUCCGGUUCCGGUGAACGGUGAAGUUGGCAUCUUGUGUUCGGAAGUGUUGUGUUUUGGGAGUAAAAUUGAAACGUAAAGCGUAAAACAAGCGAGGGGGGGUACAUACACCCAAGCAUAUAAGAGCUGCGCUCUGGACGCCGGCUUGAGCGGCCCUUCGUAAGGCAAAUUUCGAUUGUAAAGGUGUGGUUACGAACUGUUCAGUAGUGUUGGAGUCGCAAGGAGCACUCCUCUGUUCGGAGUCCCUGUACACGUGGCUGCGAAGUACGCUGUGUUUUUACUAGAUAUUUUGCAACGAAACGAGCUGAAAACGAGAUCCACAAAACGUACAGAUAAACAAACAAACAGGCAUAGGAACACACUACAAGUGGUUUGAGCGAUGAGUGCCCCUGAAGACAGCACUGCGACCGCCCAGCCUGCCCCAGACCAUCAUCAUCAUCAUCUUCAUCAUCAUCACCAUCACCAGCAAAAUGUUGUGUCAGCAGCGGCCACCGCUUCCGCCUCGUCUGCAUCAUCGGCGACAGUAGUGGCAGGAGCCACGGCUGUCCCAGCACCGACAAACACUGGCCCGCCCACAGCAGCAACGGCCACGCUGAGUGUACCAGCAGCACCGGCGGCGGAUAUUGUUACCGGAAGCGGUGCCAGUGCGUCCACAACGCUUCCCGCCAUCAAAGCAGGAGGCAAUAGCAGUCACGCCACCAUUCUUACUACCACUAGCCACAGCAAAGAGGUUGACGGUGGAACCGCAACCAAUCCCGCUGCACAGGAUGGAAGCAAUGCUGCUCCCGGGGUCGUCGGUCCCAGCGAUGCUACCGAUGCGACGAGCAGCUGCGAUUCGGAUAAGGCACCGGCGGCAGCAGCAGCAGCAGCAGCAGCCAUUGUCACCUCCAGUCCACCGGGGGCCGAUGAGGGAGCGGCUGCUGCCACGUCGGAUAGCUUCGCCUCGGUAGAGGUCGGUUCGACCGGGGGCACAUCCACGCCACUGGCGGCAGCAUCGCCUGCCUCCCUGACUGGUGGCGAUAUUGGUGGGCCGAAGCCGUUACCUCUGUCGGGAUGUGGUUCCUUGAUGGUCGCCGGCAGCAGCAGCAUCGUCGUGCCGAACGGUGAAGGUGGUGACAGUAAUCCCAACGUACCUGUAUUGUCAGGUACCGCUACUACGAUACCGCUUCGUGGGCGUGAUGUGACCGACAAACACGCCGUGGAUUAUCACUACCGAAUGCUAGAAGAGGAGCUGCAGGCGGUGAAGGAGUCCGAGGCAAAGAUUAAACAACAGUAUAGCGAGUCUCAGCGCCGGGAACGCAUCCUUGCACGGCGCGUCGCGGUACAGGAGCAGGAAAUGCGCGACUUUUCGAAACAAAUAGCGGAACUGAAAUCGGCCCAGGCGCCCGGUCCGGCUGCACUGCGAUCGGCCCUGCUCGAUCCCGCGGUCAAUAUACUCUUUCAGAAGCUUAAAGCGGAACUGCAGGCGACCAAGGCGAAGCUGGAGGAAACACAGAACGAGCUGUCGGCGUGGAAGUUUACGCCGGACUCGAACACCGGCAAGCGACUGAUGGCCAAAUGCCGAUUGCUCUACCAGGAAAACGAAGAGCUGGGCAAAAUGACAUCGAACGGCCGGCUGGCAAAGCUGGAGAGCGAGCUUGCGCUGCAGAAGAGCUACAACGAGGAGGUGAAAAAAUCACAGCUAGAGCUGGAUGAUUUUCUGCAAGAGCUGGACGAAGAUGUGGAGGGCAUGCAGGGUACGAUCGUGUUCCUUCAGCAGGAACUAAAGCAGACGAAGGACGCGCGGAACGAAAUAGAAAAGGAGGUGAUCCAGCUACGCGCCUACAUCGCGGCUAAUUUGGGCCCCUUCUCCGGCAGCGGCAACAACCCGACCAGCGGCAGCACGCCCACCGACGAGCGCAGCUCUUCGAUGAUGAUGAUGAUGGAUGUGCAGGACAGCAAUAGCAACAGUAACAGCCACGGACACGACGCCUACCACCAUCCGGACGGUGGCGGUCCGGACAGCAUCGGCGGUCGAGGCGUCAGGCUGGGUGAACUGGGCGGUGGUGUUACCCCGAUCUAUCUAGUGAACGGUGGUGGUGGUGGUGGUGGUGCUGGUGCUGGAGGUGCAAGUAGUAGUAGCGGCGGCACCGUGAUUGACGCCGCAAGCAGACUGGUGAAUAAAAGUUCAAGUAGUGGUGAUGAUCAAGAUAUGAUGGUGUACAGCAAUCGGACGCACUGUGGUGGCGUAGUUACGAAUAGCAAUGAGUUACGAACUACACCGACAACCGGUGCCGCUGGCGCUUUGCCUGCAGCAGCAUCGGUGGCGACCGCAGCAGCAGUAUCGUCCUUGUCUGCACUGCUGCCAGGAUCGGUGCCCGAUCCCGGCAUCGGCGGUGGCGGCAGCAGCGCCAACAGUAACACUGCGACAGUGAACGGUGGUGCGGCAGGCAGCGGUGGUGAACCGUUAGUUAAUGAACUGCAUGAUUCACUGGUGCCCAGUGAGGGCACCAGAACAAGUGGCGGUAAUACCGAUAGCAAUAGUGGUGGAAACGUGGCCGACACCGGUAACAGUGUGAAUAGUACGAACAGCAGCAGCAGCAGUCUCGCCGUUGCGAAGCAACCACACCAGCCGCAGCAGCAGCAACAGCAGCCACAGCAGCCACAGCAACAGCGAACUAACAACAAUGUGGGUCGAAACGGUGGACGAACAACAGUGGCCGCUAGAAAGCGCAAUUACAAUGAAACCGAGGUUGAUUCGGCCGAGCAAACCGACGGUGGUAGUGGCGGCGGUGUGGUCAGUAGUAGUGACGCUUACCGAAGCGAAAGUGGUGUUGACGGUGUGCUAGUGAUGGACGUUGGUGUGGCGGAAAGUAGUGCUACUAGUGGUGUCGCGAACGGGAAGCUGGCAAUUGCCGACGGUUCGCUCUUGCCGGAACAGCAGCAGGACGUCGAAUCGUCCAACAGCAACAAGCGCAUGACACGAUCGGGUAAGGGUAAGGCGGCUGCAGCCACCACCACCACCAUCUCCUCCUCCUCCACCUCCUCCUCAUCCUCAUCAUCAUCAUCAUCGGCUGCGUCGAACGUGUUAAUGACGAGUGCGGCGAAAAAGCUUCGAAGAGGCUCGAUCGCUCCGGACGACGAGGUUGAUCCGUUGGCCGAUCCACAGCCAUCACCACAGCAACAGCCGCAGCAACCGAUAUCGUCGGCAAACGGUUCGAAUUAGGCUCGAGUUCGUUUGGUUCGCGGUGUUACACACGUUGGGUAAGGACGCCUGCGAGCAUGUUUUCGGAAAUAGUACCAUUUCUCUUUAAGCAGCCGUGGGACGCGAAGGGGGCGGGAGCAAGCUUAUGUGCAUGACUGGUGUGUCUGACGAGGGAAAACUGCGAUCUCUACUCCUGUGGACAGAUUGCACCGAUGGGAAGUCAAGGCAAGGCUCAACAAGCAACGUAUAUCAGCUGUUUUCAAAUGGUGUCAAGCAUAACGAACUCGUGUGUUGUUCGCGCUACUCAUUACAUUAUUGCAAAGGCUCGAGGAGCGCGUGCUGCGCAGAAAGGAAUUAUGCGAUCAAUUAUCGCUCCUAGACAGGUAGGAUGCGCGUGGUUCGACAGCGGACAGCGGGGAAUGUAGCAAGUAAAAAAGUACAUUUAAAAAGCAAAACAAACACAAACAGACAAAGUCGGGACGGAGAAACAGAUUAGGGGAAAGAGCUCGCGAAAGAGAGCGAGAGAGUGAGAAGAGAAGAGAGAGAAAGGAGAGAACGUUGAGCUAAACAAACAACCAAUAUUGUGUAGGGUCACAGUAAAACAUACAAAAA